Molecule: messenger RNA, 338 nt
Organism: Staurois parvus
Lineage: Eukaryota; Metazoa; Chordata; Amphibia; Anura; Ranidae
Source: the annotation of a GenBank genome assembly
GGAUGGUGGCCGAUCCAGAUAACCCCCUGGUACUGGACAUCCUAACCGGAUCCUCCACAUCCUACUCGUUUUUUCCAGAUAAAGCCAUUACACAGUAUCCUCACGCCGUUGGGAAGAACACCCUCCUGAUCGCUGGACUCCAGGCCAGGAAUAACGCCCGCGUCGUCUUUAGCGGCUCCCUGGACUUCUUCAGCGAUGCGUUCUUCAAUUCUGCCGUGCAGAAGGCCGCCCCGGGCUCCACCAGGUAUUCCAAGACCGGGAACUACGAGCUGGCCGUGGCCCUCUCCCGCUGGGUGUUCAAGGAGGAGGGAGUGCUGAGAGUCGGCGCUGUGUCCCAU